CUGGAAUAAUUUAUAAAAUACAUAAAUGAUUUUUUUUUUUAAAUAAUAAACUCACACUAUAUCACAGAUAUAUAUUUAUAUAAAAAAGGAAAUAUUGGGAUUGAAAUUUAUUAAUUUGAAUUAGCUCGAAUGGGUCAGGUCGAUGCAUGAUGAUCGGGUUCGCGUAACAUUACAGAUAGUUUGUUUCACUUUCGGUUUACCAACCACGUAAGAUAGUAUAUAAUGAUAGACAGAUAGUAAUCAUAGUAGUGUAUAGUGUAACCGUGACGGGAUUCAUUGUAGUUUGAUGAUGAAUUUUCGGUAGUUAAAAAAUUUCCGUCUGUCGGUGUAUUACACGUGAUAUUUUCUACAUCUAUUUGUAUAAUUUCAUCACUGGCGAGCUACGAUUAGUAACGAUAAGCUUUAGUUUGGGCCUAGUUUCUGUACCAGCCGCACCGUACCCUGGAGCAUAGAGAACAUAUACUGAUAUGUACAGUAAUUGUUUAUUUGCAUUCACUCCACUUGAAGAACUGCAGUACUGCAAAAAGAAAAAGAAAAUUUGUGGAACUACAUUGUGAAUUAUGGAGGGACGGGACCUAUUGGCUGGGGCAGCAAGAGCUGCGACCUAUAACAUGGCUCUGCAGCUAUGCAUUCGGGUCAUGACAUUUCUACUUAAUGGAGUGGUACUUAGAUACAUCUCUAGAGAAAUGCUGGGAGUAGUCAAUGUCAGAUUGACACUGCUGUAUACCACAACACUAUUCAUAGCAACAGAAUCGUUUGACCAAGCCUGUCUUAGUAAGAUUGACCGCAAGGACUGGCGGCAGGUUGUUAACCAGAUGUGGUUAACCUUUCCUAUGAGUAUUUUGGUAUGUGGUUUGUUUGGGUGUAUUUGGAUGUUUGUCUUGGAGAGACCAGAUUCGGAGAGCAUUCCAUACUACGGUGUUGGAGUAGUGUGUUUUUGUUUGAACACGGUCAUCACGACACUAGCCAGGCCCCACUUCAUUGUAGGCCAAUGUCACCUGUUUAGCAGACUCAGGGUUGCUUCCGUUGCGCUGUCUGAGUUUGUGAGAUGUGUUGUAGCUGCAUUCCUAGUCAUUUAUUUCCCACAGUGGGGUCUGAUUGGCUUCUCUAUAGCUCAGGUGUCGUGCGCUGUAACCUAUUCAGUCAUAUACUAUGCUACAUUUUACCUGAUGAUCAAGACAGAAGACACAGAUAGCUCAUUUGUUUUUCAGUCAGUCAGGGAUUUCUUCCCUAAAAUUUUGCCAAACAAAUCUUUUGUUGAUUGGCGUUUAGCAUCAUUAACAGGAAGUUUCUUUAAGCAGUCCAUCUUCAAACAAUUACUAACGGAAGGUGAGAAGUACAUCAUGACAGUGUUUGGGGUCCUGAACUUUGGAGACCAAGGAGUGUAUGAUGUGAUUAACAAUUUGGGUUCCAUGGCUCCCCGAUUUGUUUUUCUCCCAAUAGAAGAGAGCGGUCGCCUCUUCUUUUCCUGCUCAUUUACCCGAGGCCGGAGCCUACAGCAGCAGAGCAAAGACUCGAUAGAUUUAGUGACCAGUGUCCUCCAGCACCUCCUGAAGACUGUAACUCUAAUUGGCUGUAUAAUAUUUGUGUUUGGUCAGUCUUAUGCUUUCUUGGCAUUAGAUCUUUACGGAGGCUCACUGCUUUCAUCUGGGGCUGGUCCCCUGUUACUGAGAUGGUACUGUCUCUAUGUUUUGGUGCUAGCAGUGAAUGGGAUAACAGAGUGCUUCUAUUUUGCCAUCAUGAGUAAAGAGGAAAUUGACAGAUACAACCACAAGAUGUUAAUUUUCUCAGCGAUUCUGUUGGUUUCCUCACUGUUUCUCACCCAUCUGUUUGGAAGUGUGGGUUUUGUACUGGCAAACUGCAUCAACAUGGCUUUUCGGAUACUUCAUAGCAUUUAUUUCAUUCGUAACUACUAUAAGGGCAGCGGCUAUCGACCUCUACAGGGCUUCCUACUUUCCUAUUCAGUCCUGGGGGCACUCGUUACCGCAUACUGUACAACAAGGCUCUCUGAAGUGUACUUUUGCUGUGGGUACGGGAAUCUCUACAGACUGGCGCACAUCUCCGUCGGAGGACUGUGUUUGUUGUGUGUUCUGGUGACUAUAGCCUUCAGUGAAAGAGAAUUAAUACAUUUUGUGAGGACACAGCUCUGGGGACGCAAAAUUGGAAAGACUGCAUAAAAAGAUGGUGCAAGUUUGUCUUCUCUCACAAAUGAGUACACAUGUACUAUAUUAGUCAAUUUGAUUCCCCAGGAUUAUAUCCAUGCUGUUUAAGAAAAGAAAAUCUUGAACAGACAAAUGGAUGGAGAGGGGAGGUAAUACAUACAAGAAGGCAUACAUACACUGUACAUGUGGGGAAAUAAAAACUUCAACUGAUGGUGGUCUCACCAAAAGGAUUAUACUUUUCAGUUUCAUCUACAUUGUAUGAUAAUUUUAUCUGAAUUAUGGUGAUUGAAUUAUAAAUACAGCUAUUAAAAAUAAAAUGGUGGAAAUUGUU
Molecule: messenger RNA, 2493 nt
Organism: Ostrea edulis (European flat oyster)
Lineage: Eukaryota; Metazoa; Mollusca; Bivalvia; Ostreida; Ostreidae
Product: protein RFT1 homolog
Exons: 14
Coding region: 561-2177 (538 amino acids)
Biological process (GO): glycolipid translocation; dolichol-linked oligosaccharide biosynthetic process
Cellular component (GO): endoplasmic reticulum membrane
Source: RefSeq, a predicted model, not a curated record